Molecule: messenger RNA, 333 nt
Organism: Prunus armeniaca (apricot)
Lineage: Eukaryota; Viridiplantae; Streptophyta; Magnoliopsida; Rosales; Rosaceae
Source: the annotation of a GenBank genome assembly
AUGAUCAGCACGAUCAGCGGAUGCCUCACUCUGGCGAGACCCUCUAACCGGUCAAUGAAGCAAUAUGAGUGUGCCGCUCACUACCCACAAGUCUUCGGCAUAGAAGGCGAUCGGUACCGCAAGGUCCUGAAGGUGGGAUGGGAGCCCAUCACAUUUUGCGAAGAAGAGGAAGAAGGGAUCAUUUACCCCCACGAUGACCCAAUGAUCAUUCGGGCCGAGAUUGCCGACUACGAUGUAGGUCGGGUGCUGAUUGACACCGGGAGUUCGGUAAAUGUGAUUUUUGCCGAUGCCUUUAAAGGACUGGGAAUUGCCGACAGUAUGGUCAAUCGGUAG